Ictidomys tridecemlineatus (thirteen-lined ground squirrel) is the source of this 4483-nucleotide messenger RNA. The record is from RefSeq and is a predicted model, not a curated record. NCBI's taxonomy places the organism in Eukaryota, Metazoa, Chordata, Mammalia, Rodentia, Sciuridae.
CUCUGCUAUGUGCAUGCACCAGCUGCCUACAGGCCAACUACACGUGUGAAACAGAUGGGGCCUGCAUGGUUUCCAUCUUCAACCUGGAUGGGAUGGAGCACCAUGUGCGUACCUGCAUCCCCAAAGUGGAGCUGGUCCCUGCCGGGAAGCCCUUCUACUGCCUGAGCUCAGAGGAUCUGCGCAACACCCACUGCUGCUAUACUGACUUCUGCAACAAGAUCGACCUGAGGGUGCCCAGUGGUCACCUCAAGGAGCCUGAGCACCCUUCCGUGUGGGGCCCUGUGGAGCUGGUAGGCAUUAUUGCUGGCCCAGUCUUCCUUCUGUUUCUCAUCAUCAUCAUUGUUUUCCUUGUUAUUAACUAUCAUCAGCGUGUCUAUCACAACCGCCAGAGACUGGACAUGGAAGAUCCCUCAUGUGAGAUGUGUCUUUCCAAAGACAAGACGCUUCAGGAUCUUGUCUACGAUCUCUCCACAUCAGGGUCUGGCUCAGGGUUACCUCUCUUUGUCCAGCGCACAGUGGCCCGCACCAUUGUUUUACAGGAGAUUAUCGGCAAAGGCCGGUUUGGGGAAGUAUGGCGUGGCCGCUGGAGGGGUGGUGAUGUAGCUGUAAAAAUUUUCUCUUCUCGUGAAGAACGGUCUUGGUUCCGGGAAGCCGAGAUAUACCAGACAGUCAUGUUGCGGCAUGAAAACAUCCUUGGAUUUAUUGCUGCUGACAAUAAAGACUGCUUAUUCCUCACAUUGCUGUGGAGGUUGGUGAUAGCCUCAGCUACCCCCAAGUUAGAGAUUCUUAGGAUUGCAUAUAGGAGAAAAAAGGGAAGGAGAAUGUUUCUGUUCUCUGCAGAUAAUGGCACCUGGACACAGCUAUGGCUCGUCUCUGACUACCAUGAACAUGGCUCCUUGUUUGAUUAUCUUAACCGCUACACAGUAACCAUUGAGGGCAUGAUUAAGUUGGCCCUCUCUGCUGCCAGUGGCUUGGCACACCUACAUAUGGAGAUUGUGGGCACUCAAGGGAAGCCUGGAAUUGCUCAUCGAGACUUAAAGUCAAAGAACAUCCUGGUGAAGAAAAAUGGCAUGUGUGCCAUCGCAGACCUGGGCCUGGCUGUCCGUCAUGAUGCAGUCACUGACACCAUUGACAUUGCCCCAAAUCAGAGGGUGGGAACCAAAAGAUACAUGGCCCCUGAAGUACUCGAUGAAACUAUUAAUAUGAAACACUUUGACUCCUUUAAAUGUGCUGAUAUCUAUGCCCUUGGGCUUGUAUAUUGGGAGAUUGCUCGAAGGUGCAAUUCUGGAGGAGUCCAUGAAGAAUAUCAGCUGCCAUAUUACGACUUAGUGCCCUCCGACCCUUCCAUUGAGGAAAUGCGAAAGGUUGUCUGUGACCAGAAGCUACGUCCCAAUAUCCCCAACUGGUGGCAGAGUUACGAGGCAUUACGGGUGAUGGGGAAGAUGAUGCGGGAGUGCUGGUACGCCAACGGCGCAGCCCGUCUGACUGCGCUGCGCAUAAAGAAGACCCUAUCACAACUCAGUGUGCAGGAAGAUGUGAAGAUCUAGCCUGUUCUCUCCCCUGCACACAACCCUGGGCAGCGAGAACUAUGUGCAGCUGCCGUGUUGAGCGUACAGUGGAGGCCUACCUCUCGUUUCUGCCCAGCCCUCUGUGGCCAGAGCCCUGGCCCUGCCAGAGGGACAGAGCCCGGGAGACACGCUCACUCCCAUGUUGGGUUUGAGACAGACACCUUUUAUAUUUACCUCCUGAUGGCAUGGAGACUCUGAGAGCAAAUCGUGUGGAGAACUCAAUGCCACAACUCAAACUGGUUGCAGUGGGAAGUCCACAAAACCCGGUGCAUCUGGCACUUAGCCAGGAAUGGUGAAAGGGUGGCCGGGGAGGGGCUAGGAGGAGCCAAGUUGUUGCCCUCCAGGGACCAGCCCGUGGCACACCAAAGUGGUCCAGAAGUGUAGCCCCUUUCCAGGCGGCUCUGAGCCACGUGCUCCCCUCCUCCUUACACAGACAUCUUGAGGACUGCCAGUGGAGACGGAACCUGCUGCCUGUCUGUCCAGCCAUGUGUGCAUGUGCUGAGGUGCGUCCCCUGUUGUGCCUGGUCUGUGCCACGCCCUUACACGUGUGUGUAUGUGUGUGUGUUUAGGUAUGCACUCGCUUGAGCUUUCUGUGCAUGUGCAGGCCAGGGGUGUGGUGUCAUGCUGUCUCUGCGUGCUGGUGCCUCUCUUCAUAGUGAGCAGCAUCUAGUUUCCCUGGUGCCCUUCCCUGAAGGUCUCUCCUUCCCUUCCCCCAGAACCUGCCCAGUGGCACUCUCUUCCCAGCUGGCUGCUCUGCCUGCCUUGUGUCAGCACAGUUUUCUAUUUCAGGCUGAGGAACCGAAGCUGGCCCAGUUGUCCAUGGCAAGAGAGGGUUUUGGGUCAAAAUGUGAUGCUGGGGAUGGGGGACCCAGGGAGGGCAGGGAAAGAAUUUCGGUGGAAGUCUUAGGUGUUGUGGUCAGCCUCAACCGUGGGAAAUGAGCUGGCCCAGCACAUCGUCCUCAGCAGCAUCAAGGAAGGGCCAAGGAAUCCAAAGCUAGAUCUUGGGAUUCAGAUUGGAAUGUCACAUCUGUCUGUCCCAUCCCAGAUUCUACGAACAGCAGUGUAUAUUUUUGGUGGUGGUGGGUUUGGGGUGGGGAAGGGGAGGGGGGCUGAUUUGGGGGGGAGUCUGGGUGGGAGGGAGGCAUCUGCAUGGGCCGCCUUUUACUGGAUUAUCUGAUCAGAGUGGAGGGAAGAUGAGAGAUUUGCAUCCACUUCAGGGGCCCUACUAAAGGGAAUAGCCUGAGCUGAACAUGUUAUUUAACCUAAGUAUAGUAUUUAAUGAAGUCUAGAAGCACGGUUUUGGGUGGUGAUUUGGUCAGCAUAUCUUAGGUCUAUAAUAACUUUGAAGCCAUAACUUUUAACUGGAGUGGUUUUAUUUUUAUUUUAUUUUAUUGGGAGGGUCUGGAUUUUAACUUUUUUUAAUAAUAUUAAGUUUUUGUAAAAGGAAAACCAUCUCUAUGUGAUAAUUACCUCUCAACCUAUUUGUUUUUAAAGAAAUCCCUAAAAAAAAAAAAAAAACUCUAAUCAAGCGCACAUAGCUCAAUCACACUGGAAGUGUUUGUCCUUGUACCUGAGCCUGUUCCCACUCAGCAGUGAUACUUCCUCUCUACCCUGGGGCUCGGUCUUUCUGGCAUUCUGCCCCCAUCCGUGAGCACCCCAGCCUUGUACAUUGUCUGGUUGGCUGCACCUUCCCCAGGCGUUUACUCAGCAGAUGUGUGUGAGUGCCCACUGGGUGCCCAGCGCCAAGCCGGGCCUGGGAAGACCACUGUGAACUUGACAGGCUUGGGUGCUGCUCUUGGAGCACUGGAGAAGGAACUAAAUCCAGUAAGUGGGUGCCUGCUGUGAGACCCCUGCACACCUGCUUUGACUUUUUAUGAUUGGUUCUGAGAGCCUUUUGAGCCUGGAAUUAACUGUUUUUAAAUAAGACCACUGAGGAAAGAGGACCGACCCCCCCCCCAACAUGUCCUUCUUACAAAGAGACUACUAGUGGGUAGUGAGGCCUGGGGUUUAGAACCACAGGUGAGACCCCAAAGCACUGCAUUCAUUCUGAGCCCCCUUCCUGCCCCCAGGGAGGCACAUGAUGUAUGCAGGUGUGAGCAUGCCUGCCUCCAACCCAGCAAUCCUGCCAAAGCCUGGGGAGGAGGAAAAGCCCUCCCCCUGCCUCCUUGGUCUCCCCAUGUUCCUGCUUUUUCUAUUUAUUUUCCUGAUGUAUUGUUUCUUUCCUUGCAUUAAAGGAGAUCUUCCUCUAACCCUUGGGCCAAUUUACUGGCCACUAAUUAAUGUCCCUUAAAAUACCAGUUGUGUCACUAAGGGGACCUUAUUUCCCCACCCCUGCUGACCUCCCACUUACCCGCCCUGCAGCAGAACUGUGGCGGUUACAAGUGAUGAUGGAACUUAGGCUCCUGUGCCCCAAGUCACAACUAGCCUCUGGGAUCUGCCAACACAUGUCCACCCAGUGACUCCCAAACCACUAGCCCACUCCCCAGGGGGCCUUUCUGCCCUCACCAUCCAUGCAGUUGAGCUCCGCCACCUCUGGGGAAGACAGCAGUUUUUUGGGAAAUUCCCACACCCACCACUGCUAACACCAAGCGAAAAUUGGGGAGAAACUGAAGCUGGGUUUUUGGCUCCCUGAGGCUAACCCUGAUCCAUAGGGCUACCUGCACCUCUGGAUUCUAGAUUCACAGACCAAGUCCAAGCCCGUUCUUAUGUCGCCAUCAAGGCUCCCGAACGGCAUUCUCGGUACUUCUGUUUGUUUUGUACAUUUUAUUAGAAAGGACUGUAAAAUAGCCACUUAGACACUUUACCUCUUCAGUAUGCAAAUGUAAAUAAAUUGUAAUAUAGGAAAUCUUUUGUUUUAAUAUAAGAAUGAGCCUGUCCAAUUUCUGCUGUACAUUAUUAAAAGUUUUAUUCACAGA